AGCUUUUGGCUCCAUGACGUUGAAAACGUGUACUUAUAGGAGCUCCACAGUUACCCAGUGUGCCAGCGGCAUUGCUGGGGCAGUCAGAAAAUGCGACUACUUGCAGUCAUUCUGCUGCUCGAUUGGGCAGCCUCAGAUGAGCUGGCACAGCUGCGGCUGGAGGUGCAGCAGCUUCGCCAGCGCAUUGAGGAGAGGCAGUUGCAGUCUGCAGAUGACAUUAAUCAGCAGCUUCUGCAGAAGGUGGAAGAAGCUAGGGAGCAGGCUGCCUCGCAGUCCACCGCACUAGACACCAUUUGGUUGCUGGCAUGCGGAACACUUUGCAUGUUUAUGCACGUUGGAUUUGCAAUGGUGGAGAGCGGGAGUUGCCGGGCCAAGAAUGCUUCUGACGUUCUGAUCAAAAACGUGCUGGGCUUGUGCGUGGGGUCCGUGGCAUGGUGGGCUUGUGGCUGGGCACUGGCCUUCGGCACUUCCUACCACGGUCUGGUGGGCACCACAGGUUUCGUGGGCGAAGACCUCCUCGUGAGUGGGGGCAAUGGGGGCGCUUUGACCUACGCGGAAACAUGUGACGAGGGCUGCACCUCAAAGCUGGUGCAUUGGUUCUUCCAGUGGGCAUUCUGCACCACCACAGCUAGCAUUGUGAGUGGUGGAGUGGCGGAGCGCAUAAAAUGUUCAAACUUUGCUGUCUUCACCUUUCUCAUGUCCACCGCUGUUUAUCCCGUGAUUGUGUCCUGGACAUGGGGCGGUGGAUGGUUAUCCACCCUUCUCGAAGUUGGCUACACAGACUUUGCGGGGAGUGGAGUUGUGCAUUUGACUGGUGGCACCGCGGCAUUGGUCGGUGCAUCCAUUUUGGGCCCACGAGGCAACCGAUUCUUGAAACCUGCUGGCUUUGAAGCUCAUAAUCUGCCCUUGGUUGUGCUCGGCACUCUGUUCCUGUGGGCGGGAUGGCUGGCUUUCAACGCAGGCUCCUCUGGAGCGCUGCAUGAUUCAGAUACAGCAGCCUUGACUGCACAGGCGGUGAUGAAUACUGUCAUUGCAGGAGCUGCAGGCGGCAUGACAACGAUUCUGAUAAGGCUGGCAUUAAUCAAGAAGUAUGACCUCACGGGGCUUUGCAACGGAGUCCUUGCAGGAUGUGUUUCCAUCACGGCGGGAUGUGCCAACAUGAAUGCUGGCGCUGCCUUUGUCACUGCAACCCUGGGUGCUUGUUUUUACCUGGCUACUAGUCACUUGCUUCUCAGGUGGCAGAUUGACGACCCAGUCGAUGCUUCCCCUGUUCAUGGGGCGUGCGGCCUAUGGGGAGUUCUUGCAGCUGCAAUUUUCGACUGGGGCGGACUGGAGCGCUAUCAUGGCGGCAAUGGCUGGACGUGCUGGGGCUACAGCGACUGCAUUGUCGAUGCGAAGAGUGCGGCGUUGUUGGUGCAGUUGGUUGCCGGGGUAACCAUCGUGGCCUGGGCGGGCACCAUCUCCUUUGCGUUCUUUCGAAUCUCAGCCUGCUUUGGAUGUCUUCGUGUCGAUGAGAGGUGUGAGGAGGAAGGCAUCGAUGCGACGGAGUUCGCGCAGAGUACAGCUUACACCUUGAACGAGCGAGAGAGCCCCGACUCUUGGCGUGUCCUGUUCUAGGGACGCAGGAUAGUGGAUCCGCUAUUCUGGAUUCGUGAAUCUUUCAUGUACCAGAGGGCAUGGACGCUCUUGUGUGUGACUGAGCUGGUUGUGAAGUGAAGUUUCUGUUCUGCAAACACCUGCAGCGUUUGCAUCCUGGGUUUUAUGCCACUUGUAGUGAAAACUACCAAUCACUCAGAUAUUAGUUUGACUCACAUGAUCAAGCGCUGGCCUGCACGUUAGACUCCUCUGCAUCACAUCCGAUAGGGUGCAACAGCUGCUAUGGGCAUGGCAUUUCAACUUUUACAUUCACUGGUUGUUGCGAGUGAACUUCUAGUCAAAGGCUGAAGCUUUCUCGUUUGCACGAGUGUCAAAUCCAAACGGAAUCUAGCACGCCGGCA
Molecule: messenger RNA, 1997 nt
Organism: Effrenium voratum
Lineage: Eukaryota; Dinophyceae; Suessiales; Symbiodiniaceae
Source: the annotation of a GenBank genome assembly